Talaromyces proteolyticus is the source of this 1151-nucleotide messenger RNA. RefSeq lists its product as uncharacterized. NCBI's taxonomy places the organism in Eukaryota, Fungi, Ascomycota, Eurotiomycetes, Eurotiales, Trichocomaceae. The transcript has 3 exons. The record is from RefSeq and is a predicted model, not a curated record. Bases 1 to 732 code for a protein of 243 amino acids. Gene Ontology annotation, molecular function: dioxygenase activity.
AUGGCAUCAACUGAGUACUUCGCUUCACAAGCCGUCUUUCCCGACGACUUGCAGCCCAUAGCCCAAAUGGCGACGAUUUCGCUCGCCAGGUUGGUUGCGGGCAGCACCGCAGAGGCCGAUGUGGUGCUUCAUGCGUGCCGUAAGUUGGGGUUCUUCCUGCUGGAUUUAACUGGCAACUCUAUCGGAGAGCAGAUGAUUGCGGAGGUGGACGCUAUGUUUGACGUGGUGCGGCAGACCAUGGAGUUGAGUAUGGCUGAGAAGAAGAAAUUCAAUCAUGACCCACCUCGGGAUUUUCGCGGUUACAAAGCACAGGGCCUCAUGAAAACCGAGACCGGUGCACCUGAUCGCUGUGAAUUUUACAGUGUCUCGCAGGACGACCUCCUCGGCCAAAGCACCGCUCCACGAGACAAUCCAGAGCCUAUCGCCUCGCAUACUCAGCUGCUAAGGUCGUACCUAGAACAUGGCCAGUUUGUGCUGACGCACAUCCUACGCACUCUGGCAACACAGCUGGAUCUGCAUCCAGAAACGUUUCGUAAUCUGCAGGAGCCCAGUCAUGCGUCAGGGACUAUUCUGCGACUGAUUCGGUACGCACCUAGUCUCAUCUCGACCGACAUGCGUACAGGUUUGCUGCCGCAUACGGACUUUGGUAGUGUUACCUUGUACUGGCGCCGGAUUCUGCGCCCGAGGACGAGAAUGCCUGGCAGUGGGUGCGUCCUAAGCCUGGCUGUUUGAUUGUGAAUAUGGGCGAUGCGAUGGUUGAAUGGACUGGUGGUGUGUUGAGGUCGAAUAUGCAUCGCGUCAAUUAUGCUCCGGGUGAGCAGCGACAUGUCCAUCGUUAUGCUGUCGCGAUGCUGGUGAGGCCGUACAAGGAGGCGUCCAUGGGUCGUCUACAAGGCGGCCAGAUCCCGUCGGUUGAAGACGAUAAACGUGACGGAAUUGAUAUAGUAGAAAACACUGUCAGUCAUUUGACCGCCCAGGAAUGGGAGCUCAAGAAGGCCAUGGCUCUCAAGGAAGGUAAGGACUGUGCCCAGAGUCCGGGCGGCAGGGAGUUGAAGCCAAAGUUGGCUGUAACUUGAAGUUGUCAAGUAAUAAUGUAUUAGAUUCAUCAACUCAUUUUAUGUAGUAUUUUUAAUAUAUUUCCUAUUGUUUCA